UUUGUGUGGUUUGUGUUUUGCAAGAUCCUUAGGCCUUGCCCUGUGGCAGCAACUGAGGUUUCUGUCUUGUCUCAGCCUAAGGAAACGGUGGUGUCCCGCUGGCGCGCUGACCCGUGGGCCCGGGGCUCCUACUCCUAUGUCGCAGCCGGGUCCUCUGGCAAUGACUAUGAUUUGAUGGCUCAGCCGAUUACUCCAGGACCAGCCAUUCCGGGUGCUCCGCAGCCGAUUCCUCGCCUGUUUUUUGCGGGGGAGCACACAAUUCGCAACUACCCCGCCACCGUUCACGGGGCUCUGCUGAGCGGGCUGAGGGAAGCCGGCCGCAUCGCAGACCAGUUUCUCGGGGCCAUGUACACUUUGCCUCGCCAGCCUACGCCGGGCGUCCCCCCCCAGCAAGCUGCCGGCAUGUAAGGGAAGUGGAAGGUGUCGGAAGAGGAGGGACAAGACCCCAGUGCUGCUGCUGGGGACUCUUUGGGAUGAAGAUGCUCCCGCGGUCUGCAGCAGUGCCUGCGGCAACAGCUCAGCCAGGAGCUGUGUGAAACACUUCCAUUAGCAUGGCCUUACAAGGACUUUGGCUCGGCAGAAUCUCUUGGUGCUCUUUGCACUGUCGGUGCACACAGUUCUGUGCUACCAGGUCAGGGGCUUCGUUGGCUCUGUAAAUACUUUCUGAAAGUCAAGCUUGUAGCUGGAGGAUUUUUUAGGUGCGUUUGUUUGGGGUUUUUUGUUGAGUUUUGUUUUCUACCUGUACGUGCAUUUACAAUUUGGUAACUGCACAAGGGCAGCUGGUACCUACACCUAGGAGCUUAGUGUAGAAUUAUUAUUAUUAAUAAUUCUGUGGGUGCUUUUUUUACUGUUUUGUUUUGAAGAACAAUAUUUAUUGACCAAUUCUAUUCUUACCUGGCAUUUGAGAAUUUGAUGCAACUGUUUUCCCCCCUCCAAAAUGUCCAUUGGCUGCUACUCUAUAUGCAUCCUGUUCUAGAAAACAAGCUGGUAUUACUAAGAGUGUGCUAAGCAUACCGGGUUAUUAAAUACCUUCAGCAAAAGAAAACAUCAGAAUUGGGUAUUUGUAAGUUUAAAAAUGACUUGUAUUUGUUUCUGUAGAAAUAAGAGUUGCCCAGGCAGGAAGCUAGCUGAAGGA
Molecule: messenger RNA, 1135 nt
Organism: Pezoporus occidentalis (night parrot)
Lineage: Eukaryota; Metazoa; Chordata; Aves; Psittaciformes; Psittacidae
Product: lysine-specific histone demethylase 1A-like
Exons: 2
Biological process (GO): negative regulation of transcription by RNA polymerase II; positive regulation of transcription by RNA polymerase II
Molecular function (GO): flavin adenine dinucleotide binding; chromatin binding; oxidoreductase activity
Source: RefSeq, a predicted model, not a curated record